This is a messenger RNA of Peronospora matthiolae, 1212 nucleotides long. The record is from the annotation of a GenBank genome assembly. Lineage: Eukaryota; Oomycota; Peronosporomycetes; Peronosporales; Peronosporaceae.
AUGCGAUACAAAGAAGAGGCGAUUGGAGGGCUCAUCCUCUUGGCUUCCGUGGCCACGACGUGGGUCUUUGAAUCGUCCGUCGUGCGCAGUAUCAGGAGCUUCGAGGAGGGAAGAUCCGCGGCGGUUUCGCUCUCUGCCCCCCGUUUUUCACCCAGCACCGAAGACCAACUGAUUCAUUUCUCCGGAUUGAUCACCACUGCUGUGUCUAAAGACGAUGCUAUAACGACGAAUGAACUGCCGGAAAACAAAGUGGCGCUCCGACGCAGUCCAUUUGUACUGGACUUGACAUUUGGCGUUGCAGCAAAAGGCGUGCGUCUUUAUCGUCAUGUCCAGAUGCUGCAGUGGGUCGAGACGUCGCACACGUCAAUGAGCAGCUCUCCUGAGGACGAAGACCGGCGGUUUGACGAUGAUCGAGAGCGGACGUUCAUGUAUGACAUGCGCUGGAAAGAAGAUGUGGUGGAUAGCAUGAGGUUCAAUGAUCCGAGCUAUUCGAAUCCACCGUCUGAAGCUUGGACGUACACGUCGCUUGUCGUGACAGCGACGGAUCUCGUGGUGGGCGAAUAUGCGCUGCCUCAUGGGCUAGUUGAUCAGAUUGAACGUCGAGAUGUCGUGCAUCUGGACACUGCAAGUCGUCGAGUGAUGGCCAAUGUGCUGGAUCAACGCAAAGGAGCAGGAUGGGAACAAGCUAGUGCGUUGACGAACGUGUCAGUGGAAGACGACUACUUUUAUUUCCGGAGGGAAGAGCCUGUGCUAGGCGAUCAACGGGUGCGCUUUGAAGUGACGCCAAACUAUCCAGUGACUGUGUGUGCCAAGCAAAAAGGACACGAGCUGGUGCCGUUCACAAGCUCAAGUGGUGAAGUGCUUUUUCUACUGAAGGACGGAAUCAUGACUGCGAAUGAGCUGUUUGACAAAGCGACGUAUACAGAGGUGCGCAAGACCAGGUUCUUCCGGCUAUUUGCAGGUGUGCUAGGCUUUAUCGGCUUCCUUGUGCUGCGCCGACCUCUUCUUGAGCGCUACGGAGCACUCCCAGCUGGUAUUCAGCAGCACGUGUUGGCAAGCAGCUUGAGUGCGGCACUCACGUUUUCAGUCGUUGGCGCUGCGUGGAGUCUCUACAGACCGUUGUGGGCUCUUGUACUCUGGCUCGGUGGCUGCACGCCUCUAGUUGGUCUCUUCCUCUUUUCCCGCACGAAGCAAGAGCGAAAAGCUCAAUAA